This is a messenger RNA of Aspergillus affinis, 1452 nucleotides long. RefSeq names its product HoxN/HupN/NixA family nickel/cobalt transporter. Gene Ontology annotation, molecular function: nickel cation transmembrane transporter activity. Gene Ontology annotation, cellular component: plasma membrane. Lineage: Eukaryota; Fungi; Ascomycota; Eurotiomycetes; Eurotiales; Aspergillaceae. The record is from RefSeq and is a predicted model, not a curated record. The transcript has 7 exons. Gene Ontology annotation, biological process: nickel cation transmembrane transport. Bases 1 to 1452 code for a protein of 483 amino acids.
AUGCGGAACUCCGCCACCGUCCUCGAGUCCUCCCCGGACGUCCCGACUUCCCCGCAUUCAUCCCGCCCGGCCAACACGGAGAGCAACUGGUCUCCCAAGGCCCUGAUCCGACAUGCCGAGCGCUCGCACAGUCGCAUGCCCGGGAUCCGAAAGAUCCCGUUGCGCGCGAUCGCGGUGAUCUUGUUCGUGGCGUUGAUAAACGUGGUGGUUUGGAUUGCGGCCGCUAUCGUGUUGCGUUAUUAUCCGUCGUUGGUUUCGAAUGCCGUGCUUGCGUAUACCCUUGGUUUGAGACAUGCGUUUGAUGCGGAUCAUAUUUCGGCCAUCGAUCUGAUGACCCGGAGACUGCUGGCAACAGGCCAGCGUCCUGUCACUGUCGGCACGUUUUUUUCCCUCGGACACUCGACAAUCGUCAUCAUCACGUCCAUCGUGGUCGCGGCCACCGCAGCGGCCGUGUCCUCGCGCUUCGACAGCUUCAGCACCGUCGGCGGUAUCAUCGGCACGUCGGUCAGCGCCGCGUUCUUGAUCCUCCUGGGUCUGAUGAACGGGUACAUUCUGUAUAAGCUGUAUAUGCAGAUGCAGAAGGUGCUGGAUCUUCCGGAGGGCCAGGAAGACGAGGCGUGGAAGAUCGAAGGCGGAGGUGUUUUGUUUUCGGUGUUGAAGCGCAUGUUCAAGUUGAUUGAUCGUCCGUGGAAAAUGUAUCCGCUUGGAAUCUUGUUCGGUCUUGGAUUCGACACGUCCUCCGAGAUUGCGCUGUUGGGUAUCUCCUCGAUUGAAGCUGCCCGCGGGACUGAUUUCUGGGUUAUUUUGAUCUUCCCGAUUCUUUUCACCGCCGGAAUGUGUCUCCUCGACACCACCGACGGAGCCCUCAUGCUCUCCCUGUACAUCCAACCCGCGGCCAACUUCCUCCCGCCGAAACGCGAAAGCGUAUCCUCGCCACUGCUAGAGGAAAGCGAUGCCCACUCUGAUACCGAACAACCAGAAGAAGUCGAAUCCCAAAACCACCGCGACCCCAUCGCCUUCCUAUACUACUCGAUUGUACUCACCACGUUGACCGUGAUCGUGGCCAUCGUGAUCGGUAUCAUCCAGCUACUCACCCUCGUCUUGAACGUCGCCGAACCGACGGGCCGAUUCUGGGACGGUGUCCAGACCGCUGGCGACUAUUAUGAUGCCAUCGGUGGGGGCAUCUGUGGGUGUUUCCUCAUUUUCGGCACCCUAAGUGUGUUUGCGUAUAAGCCGUGGAGAAGAUGGAUUGCGAGACGGCAUGGGAAGACGUUUGUAGAGGAUGAAGAGGGCCAUGGUCAUGGUCAUCAGGAGGGGCAGUUGAGACCUGAUACGCCGAUUUUGAAUGAAGAGAGGGGGGGAUCGCCGGGUGUGAAUUAUGGGUCUGUGGUUGGGACGGGGAAGGGAGAGACGAGAGUUGCAGUUGCGGAGAGGAAUGAUGGACCGGCUUGA